AUGACUGAUCUACCAUCGAUCUCUUUUACCACUUCGAAUCGAGGCAAGCCUUUGCUCGUUUACUCAGGAUAUAUUCAUCGACUUAAAAAGUCGACGGAGAAAGUGAAAUAUUGGGUUUGUCAUAGUGAUGGCUGUUUGGCCACCAUUCACACAAACAAAAACGACGAAAUUCUUAAAGCUAAUGGUCAUCAUUAUCAUAUACCUGAUCCAGAACAAAUCGAACUCCGAAACUUAAGAAAAAAAGUGAAAGAUAGAGUACAAUCUGAAACUAAUUCUAUACCUAAAAUAUAUGAAGAAGAAUUAGCUCGUUCAAAUCUAUCUUCAACAGCUUUAACUCUUGCACCUGUUGCUGUUGAAAUUAAAUCUGGUCUUAAUCGUAUGCGUCGAAAAACAACUCCACCUCUACCAACAUCAGCUGAUUUUGAUAUUCCUGAUUUUUAUCAACAAACACUUAAUGGUACACAAUUUAUCUGUACUGACAAGAUAAUCAAAAAAAAAAGAAUGAUUUUGUUUGCAACCGAUAAACAGCUUGAAGUAUUAUUCUCGUCUGAAUGGAUAUUUCUUGAUGGUACAUUUGAUAAAUGUCCUAAACAAUUUCAACAAAUUUAUACAAUUCAUGGUUUAAAAUUUCAACAAAAUUUUCCUUGUGUGAUUUGUCUUUUAUCCGGUAAAACAGCUGACAUUUAUAGACAACUGUUUCUUGAACUUAAUGAUCAUGCUACUCGAUUGAAAAUGAAGUUUGAACCGAAACACGUGAUGUCAGAUUUUGAGAUGUCUUUAAUCAAAGUCAUCAAAGGAAAACUUCCAAAUGCAAUACAUCAUGGAUGCUUUUUCCAUUUUACUCAAUCUCUCUAUAAACACAUUAAUUCACUUGGUCUUUCUACAGCUUAUCUUGAGAAUGAAGAUUUACGUUUAGCUUGUCGAAGUGCAAUGGCACUUGCUCUUCUUCCUCAAGAUCAUAUAGAAGAAGCUCUCGAGCUUCUUAAAAAUGAAUCACCUGAAGAAUUGAUUGACUUUUUUAAAUACUUUCACAAUCAAUGGUUAAAACGUAUACCAAAAAAUAUUGGAAUGUAUCAAAUCUCGAGUUUCGUACAAACAAUAUUUGCGAAAGUAGUGCUUUUUUUACUAUUCAAAAAUAUUUUUUUUCUUUCAUCUAUAGCCUGGCAUAAUAAAUUUAAUAAUCGGGUCGAAAAACAUCAUCCCAAUGUUUGGCAUUUAUUCAAGUGUUUACAACGAGAAGAAUUAUCGUUUCGUCAACAAUUAUCAAAAGUUAAUAGUGGUUUUCAAAUCGGAUCAAGCAUCAGAACCUGUAGUAUUCGAGCACAAAUCGAUGUAUUAAAUGAACGACAUGAACAAAAACAAAUCAACUUGAUCGAUUUUCUUUAUGGAUUAUCUACACUUGUGGCUAAAAAUUCCAAAUAA
Molecule: messenger RNA, 1422 nt
Organism: Rotaria sordida
Lineage: Eukaryota; Metazoa; Rotifera; Eurotatoria; Philodinida; Philodinidae
Source: the annotation of a GenBank genome assembly